UUAAAAAUAAAAGAGUCUUACAGUUAACAACAACAAGUAAUUACAAUACAAACAUAACCUAUAGAAAACACUUCAUAUAUAGUAAAGACAGUACGAAAUACUGCAAUGAUAAUUAAAAUGAUGUUAUAUAUGGCUAAUAUUUAUGUGUUUAUAUGACAGGCCUAGCUUUGGGUCGAAGGACAAUUUAAUGGAGAAUGUUUAUAGACCAUUUUGCAAGAAACAACACUGAUCCAGAAGACUUCCUGUUUCAGUUUUUUAACACUGAACAAAAUAUUAAUAUUAAUUGAAUUAAAAUGUAAAAUAAAUAUUAACUAAAAAAAAAUGUAAAACAAGAGGAAGUGCUUUUGGACCAGUGUUGUUUACAUCUGGCAAAAUGGUCUAUAGUUUUUCUCUGUAAUAUAUCUAUCUCAAAUAUUGACGCCAUGGGGUGAGACUGUGUAGACCAGGAUAUAGUGUUAUGAAUAUAUAAAAUUUAUAUGCAUUCCUAUGGGGGGUGGGGUCAUGUAACUAAAAACUGUCACUACAUUAUUUCUAUCAUCAGAUGACCUUGAAAUAUGAAAACUACAUUCUGAGAGCUUUCCAGUGAUAUAUAGUUUAUCAAGAUUUUUUAGGUUUAGAGUAGAGGUUUAGAAAUAUGUAAAAACAAAUUGGGCCUACAUGUUGACCUUUUAGAAAUUGACUCUCACUACGUCAUUUCUUUCCCAAAAUUUUGAUGAAAUAUGAAAACUACACUCUAGAGCUUUCCAAAGAUGUAUAGUUUGUCAAGGUUUUUAGGUUUUGGGGUAUUAGUGUUAUAAAUAUGUAAAAACAAUGUGGGCCUGCUUGACCUUUUAGAAAAUGACUCGCACUAUGUCAAUCUUUUCCCAAAAUGAUGAUGAUGAAUGAAAACUACCCUCUUAGAGCUUUCCAUUGAUAUACAGUUGGUCAUGAUUGGAUAAGAAUUCAUGCAAAACACUGAAGUAAUUGUAAGCAUCCCACCGUUGGGACAGUGACAUUUAGCAGGAUAUAAAUCUUUUGAAGCACACUCUCUUCAUAAAUGAAUCAAUUACUCUCCCUACAUAAUUUAUUUUAUAAAACACUGCUGAAAUAUGUAUUCUAGAUGCUUCGACCUUUCCAAACAUAUAUAGUUUGUCAUGAUUCAACAAACAUUUACAUCCAAAAUAGUAAAGUAAACCUAGGUGUUCCUCUAGGACAGUUAAGUGGUUAAACUAUUUCUAUGGCGCACAAGGUGAUGUCACAGUAAAAGUGACGCUAAUGGAACUGUAAGCAUGUGUGAUUAUUUCGUCACUGUAAGAGGGCUAUAUAAGAGCGCACAAAUUCCAGAAAAUUCGUGGGUUUAAAGUUAGGAGAUUUUGGUUGACGUUGCUGUUGCUCUUCAUUGCUAUUUCGUUGUAUUUCGUUUUUUAGUUUAAUUUGUGUGUUUUGCGUGUUUUUGUUUUGUUUUGAGCGUGUGUUAGUUUGCUUUUGGUGUGUGUUCGUGUGUUUGUUUUUUAUUUCUUUUUUUUCUCAAUGAUUUAUAGACGGCCAAAAAAGCCCUCUGCGGUUAGCCGGCCAUUCCGGCUAAUCGCGCGGGUUUUUUUGGCCAUGUACAAUUGGCUGGUCUCUUUCUUGGGACGCCAGCCUAGCGGUCAACCGAAGGUCCACCGCGGACAAUACAGCAGGCGUUCUCGGAUGCCAGCUGUGGAGUCCGCGGUGAUGCCGGUUCACCGUAUUUCGGACACCGCGAGAGAGACCUGUCCAGUGUUUCAAGCCCAGAAACUUGUUUCAAAGUUUUCUGCGGCAUCAAACGAAGGCGGUCUCAGUAAAGGACCUUCUAUGAGCUAUCCAGGAUCCCUGGGACUAACUCCUCACAAGCGUCCCACUUGUGCUUCACAGCCAAGUGGGACAAAGCUAGUUGAGGAGUUCCCUCCAGGAGGUCUGUUGGAGGCUCAAGAAGGUUCUGUGUCCCGCGGUUUGUCCAGGGGAGUCUGUUUUGGACAGCCCAAUGGGCGAAGGUCAGGCCCGGGCAGGAUUCCGUCUGCGAAAAUCUCGCAGACUGUUACUGUGACAUGUGAGGAGGUGGAUGCGAGCUUUAGGCAAUCUAAUGCUCCAUCAGUACGCCCCCUCAUAUGUCCGGUACCUGCCCGGGUUACCAGACGACCCAUGGCCGCUCGUCCGCCGGUCCGGUCCUCAGAGGACAUCUGUUCAGCUCAGCCUGACACUGGGUCCGUGGGUGCGACUGGCAGAGGGCCGCCAGAGGGCCGGCAGAGGGCAGGUCCCAGUCCCGCCCGCUCCUCUGGCGGUCGCGCCCGCUCCUCUGGGGGUUGCUCCUGCUCCUCUGGGGGCCGCACCCGCUCCUCUGGGGGUCGCGCCCGCUCCUCUGGGGGUCCCGCCCCUCAGCCGGUCGUGCCGUCGGCCGGUCCACAGCGGGUGCUGCCGUCGGCCGUUCCUUUGCCGGUCCUGCCGACGGCCGCUCCGUUGCUGGUCCUGCCGACGGCAACUGCUGAGCAGGUCCAGAACUCAGAGGACAUCUGUUCAGCUCAGCCUGAGGCUGGGUCCGCGGGUGCGACUGGCAGAGGGCCGCCAGAGGGCCGGCAGGGGGCAGGUCCCGGUCCCGCCCGCUCCUCUGGCGGUCGCGCUCGCUCCUCUGGGGGUUGCUCCUGCUCCUCUGGGGGCCGCACCCGCUCCUCUGGGGGUCGCGUCCGCUCCUCUGGGGGUUCCGCCCCUCAGCCGGUUGUGCCGUCGGCCGGUCCACAGCGGGUGCUGCCGUCGGCCGGUCCUUUGCCGGUCCUGCCGACGGCCGCUCCGUUGCUGGUCCUGCCGACGGCAACUGCUGAGCAGGUCCAGAACUCAGAGGACAUCUGUUCAGCGGAGCCUGAGACUGUGGCCGCGGGUGCGACCGGCAGAGGGCCGGCAGAGGGCCAGCAGAGGGCAGGUCCCGGUUGCGCCCGCUCCUCUGGCGGUCGCGCCCGCUCCUCUGGCGGUCGCGCCCGCUCCUCUGUCGGUCGCGCCCGCUCCUCUGGCGGUCGCGCCCGCUCCUCUGGGGGCCGCAACCGCUCCUCUGGGGGUCCCGCCCCUCAGCCGGUCGUGCCGUCGGCCGGUCUUCAGCGGAUGCUGCCGUCGGCCGGUCCUUUGGCGGUCCUGCCGACGGCCGCUCCGUUGAUGGUCCUGCCGACGGCAACUGCUGAGCAGGUCCAGAACUCAGAGGACAUCUCUCAGCCUGAGACUGGGUCUGUGGGUGCAACUGGCAGAGGGCCGCCAGAGGGCCGGCAGAGGGCAGGUCCCGGACGCUCCCGCUCCUCUGGCGGUCGCGCCCGCUCCUUUGGUGGUCGCGCCCGCUUCUCUGGGGUCCGCGGCCUCUCCUCUGGGGGCCACGCCCGCUCCUCUGGGGGCCACGCCCGCUCCUCUGGGGGUCCCGCCCCUCUGCGGUGUCUGCUGAUGGCCGGACCGUUGCCGGUUAUCUUCCCGCCAUGGACCAAUCAGGUCUUAACGUGGCCCGGUCCUCUGCCGGUUCCACCGUGGGCUGCUCCGGCCACUUCUCUUUGUACUUCAGUAGCUCAACCUUCCUCUUCACAAGUGCAGCCAGCACGUGCGUCCCUCAAGCGCCGUGCUGCUGCCAUGUCACAGCCACACACAAUUGAUGAGGGGGAGGUUGAGGCAAAAAAAGCCAGAAGGACUGUAGCUCAGCCUUCAACCUCAGUCUCAGAGCAAAAAAAGAAAAAGAAAAGGGAGAAGCGAAGGCUGCAAAGACAGCGAAGACGGGCAGCAAAGUCAGCUCAACCUCCUCCACAAGUGCAGCCAGCAUCAGCAUGUGCGCCCCACAAGCGCCAUGCUGAUGCUGUGUCACAGGAGAUACAGACAAGAAAAAGGGCGAGAACCAUGCCCCCAGCUCAACCUUCCUAUCCACAAGUGCAGCCAGUACCAGCUGUUCUUUCAGAGCAAAAACGAAGAAAGAGACAGAAAAGGCGGCAACGACAAAGGAGAAAUCGGGCUAUUAAACGUGCACUUCAAGCCCAGAGGAGUGCUACUCUCCAGGCUUCGUGUAGCACUGCGGUCUCACAGCCUUCAAUAAGCAGUGCUAUAGACAGCCUGGAGAGAAAGCUGUUUUGCUUGUCAGUUCAGAAAAAAUGAAGUUGAGGGGAGCAGCAGCAGAAAGCUUCAAUGAAGCCCCCCCCCAAAUACAAUUAAACAAUUUAAAGACCUGAAACUUGAGAUCAUUCGUUUACAACUUUUUAAACUUAUUACUCAGUUAGCUGGAUUUCAUUGUUAUUUCUUUGGUUCUUAGAAUCACAUCCUGUAGUUGCUGUCAAGCAACAGAUUCAAACGUUAAAACCUGUCCGGGAUCAGGUUUAGUUCACCAAUAAUAACAGCUUAUCAGUAUCAGAGGUGAUGGGGGAAAUCUGUCACAUGCGUGUCCUCUCCAUGUUAUUAAGAGCAAUCCGUUGAGGAUUGUGUGAUAUGAAGAGCUUUCUGAAUUCAACGUGUAAAAUGAGAAAAAAGUUGAGAGAGAGAGAGAAAAUUGAUGAGAAAAAAUGAGAAAGAAAUUUGACUCAGACAAAAGGUCCUCCAUUCUUUUCUAAUAGUAACAUUUAAACAGGUUAGAUUACAGAUGAGUACAGUGUUCAAGCUUAAAAUACAGGUAAACAAUUCAAGAUGUCAGGAUCUACAGGCAUACAUUUUACAUAACAUUAACAUUAACUCAUAAGCAGAUGUCAUGAGUUGCAGGGUUUCUUCGCGUGGUUCCCAAAUGGCUACAGACAGCCAGCUGUAUAUUCUGUUUGAUAACCGUAUAUCCUCCAGCAAUGAAGAAGCUCAAAGCUGGAAGUUUUAUGUGAAGAUGUGGCAGACAGAAAUACUAAUCGUGCAUCAUGAAGUGUUAUACAGUGAAUUAUUAACGCGUUUUGUUCGUCGAUUUAUAUGGAUUCGUUUUAAAUAUUUAAUUUUAUUCAUUUUUUUAUUGUUUUGUUGAAAGAUUAGUCUAAAGACUCGUAUGUUUAACUAAGCGUUCACCUGAUUUAUUGCCUAAACAUGUUUUCACUUCAAUAGUGAGCUUGACCCGAACCAAACGCACAUCUAUCUUACUGUAAAAACUGUACAUUAUAUCAGCAGCCUUCAAACUAACUUGUUUUUUCUGCAUUUCUCAUCCUUUUGUUCCCAAAGAGCCAUGAAGAGACUGACAGAUCCAGCUCCGGUUCAGUGUGAUGCUCAAUGAUGACGGCAGCCAUAGAGUCAACCAGAAUCAAUGAAAUCUGUGAUGAUCAAGCAUUUAACUUUGCAUCCCAUGAUAUGCCGCCAAUGAAUGUGACGCUAUUCAGAUAAUCAGAUAAUCAUCCCAUCAUAUAUUAAUUCUUAUGAUGUAUUUUAAUGUAAAAAUAUGUUUAUGGUUUUAUUAUUUUCACAGAUAAGUGAUGUGGUGUAAAGAUGAGACCUUCCACAUGCUCCUGAACUGUGAUGCAGAAACGAAAUCGGAGGAUUUAUCUGUCUCUGACCACAACUACACCUCAAAAUCACAGCUGAACCUGAAGCCACCUACAUCUGAUAUGACACAACAGGGCUGUUUCCCAGAUGGGCUUAUUCUAGUACCAGACUAAAAUGCAAAUGUGAGCUGCCAUCAUUUUGUACUGACAUCUCAACAUAUAUCAGUGCCAUUGUUUUGUCUCAAGUAUUGUUUUUAAUAUUGUUUUAAACUACUUAAAUUUGGUCAUAUUUUUUGUCAACUAACGACAUAUUAAAACAUUUUAUUUGAUUAAGGGGCAGAUUCCUAAAGAGGGAUUAGAUUAAUCCAGGACUAGGUCUUGUGACAUUUAAGUAGUUUUUACAAACAUACCUUACAAAAUAACAAUAUAGGGUGCAUCUUAAAACAAAACAUUGACACUGAUAUAUGUUAAGAUAUGUCAAUACAAGAGGUUUUUAAAUAUAUUUAGAAUGUUUUUUGUUAAAUGAAGGCAACUCAAACAUGCAUUGUAGUCUGGGACUAAGAUAAGCCCUGUAUGGAAAACCACCCCAAAAUAUCUACAGUAUCUAACAGGUGGUAAACUUGCCCUGUUUAAUUAAAAUAUUGAAUUGAUGUCAUUACUUGACACUAAAUUUUUCUGUUGGUUUUCAUAGUGAGAUCCAAAUCAUUUAAUGUUGGAGCACACAAGCACACAUUUUUUGAAUGACAUUUUAUUCAUUAUGUUUAAACACUUUGUGGCGAUUUCCCGGACAGGGAUUGGACUAGUUCUAGUCUAAAAUAAAUGUAAGAGCUGUCCAAAUGGAGGCUCUUUGUUUUGC
Messenger RNA from Misgurnus anguillicaudatus (oriental weatherfish), 6252 nucleotides. Lineage: Eukaryota; Metazoa; Chordata; Actinopteri; Cypriniformes; Cobitidae. The record is from RefSeq and is a predicted model, not a curated record.